This is a messenger RNA of Maudiozyma saulgeensis, 1299 nucleotides long. Lineage: Eukaryota; Fungi; Ascomycota; Saccharomycetes; Saccharomycetales; Saccharomycetaceae. The record is from the annotation of a GenBank genome assembly.
AUGCCAACGUAUAACAACAUUCCAUUGAAUGACGGUAAUACUGCACAAAAUGUUGAGCCAAUGACCGUAGUUUCACAGAGUCAACCAGUUACGCCAAUCAUUUCUGAUGAUAAUAAGUUUCGCAGUGUUUCCACCCCUGAUAAAUAUGCUAAAUUUUUAACUACUAAGGCUUUGGUUUUCCGUUGUAAGACUGGUCCGCUAGAAUUUUCAUAUGAUGAUCGUAGAUUAAGUGGUAAAGAGACAAAAAACUAUUUAAUUGUUCAAGUCACAUAUGUUGGAUUAAACCCAGUAGAUAAACUCAUUAAGAAUGGCUAUCCUACACCCACUCAUGGGGAGAUUGGUUUAGGUAGAGAGUAUAGUGGUAUCGUGACACACGUUGGGGAAAAUUUGGAUAAAGAUUGGAAAUUAGGUGAUGAAGUUUAUGGUAUUUAUUACCAUCCUCAUCUUGGCGUUGGCUGUUUGAAAUCUAGCAUAUUAAUCGAUCCUCGUCUCGACCCAAUAAUCCUAAGACCGUUACAUAUAACUGAGCAAGAGGCAGCUGGCUCUCUUUUCUGUUUAGGUGCUGCAUUUAAUAUGUUAGAUAAGAUAAAAAACAAAAAUAAAUUAACUCCUGGGUCAAAUAUUCUAAUAAUUGGCGGAACCUCUUCUAUUGCAAUGGCAACUUUGCAGUUAUUAAUAAAUUAUUAUAGUGUCGAAACAAAAAUUACAAUUGUUACAAGAGCGAGUGGAGCAAUCAAAUUACAAAAGUUAUUUCCUUCUUUUACAAGUCAAUUAAUCUUUGUAGAUUAUGACACUUGUAAAAAUAAACUAAGCGAACCCUUACAGGAGAUAAUACAAAAUGAAAAAUAUGUAGUUCUACAAGGAAAUAAUAGGGUAGAAUAUCCAUAUACACAGGGGAAGUUUGAUGUUACACUUGAUUUCAUCGGUGGAUAUGACGUUGUUCAAAAUUCGAAAACAUUAAUCCGCAAGGGUGGUGUAUAUUUGACAACUGUGGGAGAUAAAUUAGCAAACUACAGGAAGGAUACAUUUGGCGCUUACGAUAGUGCUAGUGCUAAUUCCAGAAGAAUGUUUGGUUCCAUGCUAUGGUCAUAUUCUUACAUUCAUUACUAUUUUGAUCCUAAUGCAAAAACAGCGUCUUCUAAUAACUGGAUAACUAAAUGUGGAGACUUGAUCAGAAAUGGCUCGGUAAGAUGUGUAAUAGACAAGGAGUACAAUUGGAAGGAUACUGCCGACGCUCUUUCAUAUUUGAGUACUCAACAGGCACAAGGGAAAGUGAUUUUGAAGGUCGACAAAUUUUAA